Molecule: messenger RNA, 2514 nt
Organism: Balaenoptera musculus (blue whale)
Lineage: Eukaryota; Metazoa; Chordata; Mammalia; Artiodactyla; Balaenopteridae
Gene: CFI
Product: complement factor I
Exons: 17
Coding region: 445-2316 (623 amino acids)
Biological process (GO): proteolysis
Cellular component (GO): membrane
Molecular function (GO): protein binding; serine-type endopeptidase activity
Source: RefSeq, a predicted model, not a curated record
GGCUCCAGCAACUGUGCUGCCCGCGGCUCUGAGGACGUUUGAGCCGCGCUCUGCCGGGUGGUGGAUCUGGCCGCGUCGGAACUUAGUGGAAGGGCUUGUCUGCGUUCUUUCGAGUCGCUUGUUUCUUCCGGAUCUUUCGAAAGAGAAGACACAGGUCUGGGAGCCAAGGAGCAGAAGCAGGAAUAACCACACUUACCAUCGCUUCUGAUGACCACCUGGAGGCCGUGUGCUCUUGUCUCCACACUUUGUACUCUGAGGUCUGUUCCUCACAGGAAGCGCACCUUUGUCCUUCGGCACAACAGGAAUCCCACUGAAUUAUAAGGAGCUGAUUCCUGAUAAGUAUCUCACACCCCAAACUCUGUCUCACAUCUGCUUCAGGAGAAUCCAAACUGUUGACAGCAUUUCUGCUUAGAGAAAAUAAUUUGAUCACAGAACAACUUGUGAAUGAAAGGAAGCGUUUUGAGGUUAAAAAUUAAAUUUCAAAAGAAUAUCUGGGGUGCAGAAGAGUCCACAGCAGAGAUACAGACCCUGAUUGUCUCCAACAUGAAGUUUGCUCAUGCUGUUCUGUUACUUUUGUGCUUCUGCUUAAGUUUUUGUGAGUCCACUUCAACAUCAGACACAUUUCAAGAGGAUCUCGUGGAGAAAAAGUGCUUAACUGAAAAAUACACAUGUCUCUCCUGCAAUAAAGUCUUCUGCCAACCAUGGCAGAAAUGCAUCGAUGGGACCUGUAUUUGUAAACUUCCUUAUCAGUGCCCAAAGAAUGGUACCAGGGUGUGUUCAGUUAAUGGGAAAAGCUACCCAACUUACUGUCAGCAAAAGAGUUUUGAAUGUCUUCGUCCAGAGGCAAAGUUUUUAAAAACGGGAGCAUGCACAGGUGAAGAACAAUUUAGUGUUUCCUUGGAGAAUGAAAAAGGACAUUCAGAAGGAAUUGUUGAAGUAAAACUUAUAGACCAAGAUAAAAAAAUGUUUGUGUGUGGAAAAAGCUGGAGCAUUACACAGGCCAACGUGGCCUGCCUUGACCUUGGAUUUCAACUAGGUGCUCUUGAUACUCAAAGGAGAGAUCCUCAUACAAAUUCCACUGAAUGUCUACAUGUGCAUUGUCGAGGAUUUGAGACCAGUUUGGCUGAAUGUACUUUUACUAAGGGACUAACUAGCAGUUCCGAGGGUUUGGCUGGUGUGGUGUGUUACACAGGGAGUGCAGUUUCUCCAACAAACGACUCCUUUCCAUGUGUGAAUGGGAAACUCAUUCCUCAGAAGAAGGCCUGUGAUGGUGUCAAUGAUUGUGGAGACCAGAGUGACGAGUUGUGCUGUAAAGAGUGCCGAGGUGAAAGUUUUUUCUGUAAAUCGGGUGUUUGUAUUCCAAAGCAGUAUAAGUGCAAUGGCGAGGUGGACUGCAUUACUGGAGAAGAUGAAAUUGAUUGUGAAGGAACUGGACAUCCUGAAAUUAAAGGUGCUUUACAUACGGCUCAAGAAGAAACAGAAAUGUUGACUGCUGAUAUGGAUGCAGAAAGAAAACGGAUAAAAUCGUUUUUCCCUAAACUAUCCUGUGGAGUUAAAAACAGCAUGCACAUUCGAAGGAAACGAGUCAUAGGAGGAAAGCCGGCAAAAGUGGGAGACUUCCCAUGGCAGGUGGCAAUUAAGGAAGAUGAGAAAAUCAACUGUGGAGGAAUUUAUAUCGGUGGCUGUUGGAUUCUGACUGCUGCACAUUGUGUCAGAAUCAGCAAAAUUCGUCGUUACCAGAUAUGGACAUCAUUUACAGACUUGAUAAAACCUGACUCUCAGAUAGCUGUUCAGUUGGUAAAUCAAAUUAUUAUCCACGAUAAGUACAGUGGAGCCACCUACCAAAAUGACAUAGCUUUGAUUGAAAUGAAAAAACACCCAAGCCGAAAAGAAUGUGUGUUGCCUCAUUCCGUCCCUGCCUGUGUCCCCUGGUCUUCCUAUCUAUUUCAACCUAAUGAUAAAUGCAUCGUUUCUGGCUGGGGUCGAGAAAAAGACAACCAAAAAGUCUAUUCACUUAAGUGGGGUGAAGUUCACCUAAUAGCAAACUGCUCUAAGUUCUACCCAGGUCGCUACUUUGAAAAAGAAAUGGAGUGUGCAGGUACAGAUGAUGGUUCUAUUGAUGCCUGUAAAGGGGACUCUGGAGGCCCCUUAGUCUGUAAGGACGCCAACAAUGUGACUUAUGUUUGGGGUGUUGUGAGUUGGGGUGAAAACUGUGGAAAUUCAGAGUUCCCAGGCGUUUACACAAAAGUGGCCAAUUAUUUUGACUGGAUUAGUCUUCAUGUAGGAAGGUCUCGUAUUUCUCAGCACAAUGUAUAAAAAACUGUGCUCUCUCUCUUCUUUCUACUCUUUUUGUCUCAGGAGUUACAUUUUAAUUGAAAUGAUACUGCAUAAGUAGUACUUCUUCAAGGAAAAAAAUAAAGGCAAUUUUAUUGGACAUUUUUUAAAGGUCUCUACAAAGUUUAUGCCAUUUUGGAAUUCUGUACAAUUCUCAAAUAAAUAUUCUAGUCAAGCAUA